Messenger RNA from Aspergillus melleus, 3279 nucleotides. Its product is annotated as Zn(II)2Cys6 transcription factor. Lineage: Eukaryota; Fungi; Ascomycota; Eurotiomycetes; Eurotiales; Aspergillaceae. The coding region runs from base 126 to 1499 and encodes 457 amino acids. The transcript is spliced from 3 exons. Gene Ontology annotation, cellular component: nucleus. Gene Ontology annotation, biological process: positive regulation of transcription by RNA polymerase II. The record is from RefSeq and is a predicted model, not a curated record. Gene Ontology annotation, molecular function: zinc ion binding; DNA-binding transcription factor activity, RNA polymerase II-specific; transcription cis-regulatory region binding.
CGAAUCCCAACGGGUCCUCACAAACACGGUACGGAGAUCUCUUCAGCGGCUUGUGAAGGCGGCUGACCAGGAAGAACCCGAGGGAACCGAAGAACCUUUGUAGUGUGCGCCAUCGAUUUCCAACCAUGCCGGCAAAAUGGAGAACCAAGUCCGGUUGCUUGACAUGUCGCACGAGACGCAAAAAGUGUGACGAGGAGAGAGGCACUUGUCGAGCUUGUCGUCGGAAUCUUCUGACCUGUAUCUGGCCAUUAACGGGGGCCGUGAAUAUCGACCCGAGAGCGAUUGUGAAGAACACGACAGGCAUCGAUAUUGCGGCCCAUUGCUUGACCACGUUUCAAAAUCGUUCCCAGGAGUCACUAUUCACAUACUUCGCUUCAAGCGUGCUACCCCAGCUCCUCAUUCCGGGGACUCCGCGGGCAUCGCGUGAUGACCUACUGUCGAUGGGCAUUGCCAGUCCCCCGCUCCUGAAUUCGCUCCUCGCCUGCGCUGCCUUGUUCCAGUCGGGGACGGAGGAAAGUAGAAUGCGUGACGCUCUGAAAUACUACUCGAACGCGCUCGGGAUGACGCGGUCGAUGAUUGAGAAUUCGACACUGGAAGGAACAGAGGACUGGCUGUUGGUUGCAACGUUAGCCAUGUGCAUUUUUGAGAGAGCCCAGCCUGGGCCAUCCUGCGGUGCGGGCAGCCACCUACUUGGCGCGUCACGUAUUAUGGCCAUGAAGAUGGAGAGGGCGGCUGAAUUUGAACCGGAUGAAGGCGCAACCAGGGGAAUGACUUGUUCUGCAUCCCUGAUAUAUCAUGCCUCGACCACGACACUCUUAUCUCCAGCCACCUUGUCAAUUGCCGACACGGUAUGCUGGGACCAGGUCCAAGAAUACCUCGAGACAACUCAGCAAUCGCCACUAGCUAUGCCGCCGGCGCUAUGUCGCAUAAUGCUAGAGAUAUCCCAUCUAGCAAAUCGAAUUCCUCUCGGCUACGAUGACAGACUGCUGGUGUGCUCCCUGCGACUUGAACUCAGUGCGUGGCUGAUUCCGCAGUCUGGCGCAGACGGAGAGAACGCGGCACCGGGGACGGAUAUUCAAAAGGCAGCGGAGCUCUAUGCACUGACAGCCGACAUCCUCCUUAUGAAAAUAUCUCAGCCUGAUGUCAGCGCAGGGGACAGCCGCAUUCAACAGCGGGUCAAGCAGAUACUGAGUAACCUGAAAUCGGACGUGCAAGGAAUAUUCUGGAACCAACACUAUUCAUGGCCGUUUACGAUUCUUGCCUGUACCGUGCAACGAGAGAGCGAGAUUAUCUUUUUGCUAGGUCGGCUACAACGAAUGUGGGAAUGUUCACACUGGGGAGACAUCAAGCGGACAAUUCAUCUCCUGGCCAGCAUUUAUCAACGACGAAAGGCGUCUGGACAACUCAAUUGCUCAACCCGUUCAAAGUCAGAAAACGCCGUUGAACCUUUUGAUCUCCUGCUUCGACCCGAAGGGAUCUCGAGACUUAUAACGACAUAAAGCGCAAUUCUUGUCUACAGAUCCACGACACCGCUACGUUGAAAAGGCGACAAAAUCCUUUUCAUUGACAUGCUGGUUCAAUGUGGAUGAAUGCUAGGCUACGAUACCGUCUGAGUGGGUGAUGUACAAAUCGCAUCGCCUCAUAGCUUGGCCGCCGGGAAAUUGAUGAGAACAGCUUUUGCCUGCAAAUAGCUCAACACCGCUGCCCGGCCACCCUCAUAACUCCCAUUACCACUCUGCUUCCAACCUCCCAAGGGGAGAUCAUAAUCUGGCUGGUGAUUGGCAUUGAUUGCAACUGCUCCGGCCUGGAGACGUUUCGCAAGCCGCAGUGCUCGAGGAAUAUCCUGUGUGAAUACACACGAAGACAGUCCAAAUGUUGUCCCAUUUGCCAAGCUGAUUGCCUCCUCUUCCGUCUCAAAGGAGCGAACGCAGACAACAGGACCGAAUAUCUCUUCCCGCCAGGCAGCCGAGUCAAGAGGAGGGUUGAGCAGAAUGGUCGGGGUCACGAAAUUCUUAUUAGCUUUGCCCCCAGUGAGGACCACACUCGGGCUUCCGCUUUGCGUCUGCUCCACAAGGGAGACAAUCCUGUCUUUUUGGCCGGCAUCGACCACCGGGCCGAGGAAGGUGGAAUCCUGGCUGGGGUCGCCCGAUGCCCCCGCGAGCGCCUCAAAUCUCCCCUUUAGCCCAGUCACAAAGUUAUCCACUAUAGACUUGUGCACCAACACCCGCGACGCAGCCACGCAGAUUUGACCGGAAUGAACGAGGAAGCUCUGCGAAGAAUGCAACAAAGCAUUGUCCAGGUCCGCGUCCUCGAAGAUUAUCGACGGGGAUUUGCCGCCCAAUUCCAGCGUGACUCUCUUCAAAUUGCUCUGGGUUGCCGCGAUCUGGAUUUUCUUCCCGGUCUCGACUGAGCCGGUGAAACUCAGCCGGCCAAUAUCCAUGUGCGACGCUAGAAGUGCGCCCGUCUUUCCGUCACCGUUGAGUAUGUUGAUGACGCCGGGCGGGAAACCCGCUUUGACGAUCAAUUCCCCGAUCUGCAACGCUCCCAGUGGAGAGUUCUCCGACGAUUUGAAGAUGAAUGUAUUCCCCGCCGCGACCGCGGGCGCAAUCUUCAUGCUGAAAAAGAAGAGACUCGCAUUCCAGGCGCCGAUCCCCGCGCAGACGCCAAACGGGUCGUGUCGAACAAUCUUGUACACGCGAUCGUCCCCCUCGGGCACAAAGUCCCCCGGAAGUUUGUCGCAGAAUCCGGCAUAAUAGCGCCAUAUCGUCCCCACAAAGCCUGCUAUACCCCGCGCCAUAGUGAUGGGCAGUCCGAUCGCUCGACUCUCCAGGGCAGCCAGCUCAGCGCCGUGGGCAUCGAGCAAGUCUGCCAGCGCCAGCAUUCGUUUGGCUCUUUCUUGCCCGGGCAUGGACCCCCAUGGACCAUUGUAUGCGUUUAAAGCGGCGGACACGGCGUCGUCGACGUCUUCCUGACCAGCAUGGUGGACCGAGUCGGAUAUGAGGGAAUCGUCGUAGGGAUUGCGGACGGCGAAGAGGGUUCCUGAUUUAGCGGACACAUACUUUAAACGGCCAGCAAUGCGAGUCCAAUCAGUUUCUUGGGAAAUUGCGACAACGGAUUCGUGGGAAGGAUGAAUAGAAGUCGCCACUUACCUCAUUGUUAAUAAAGAGCCGUGUAUGGAAGUCCUUGGAAGUCGACAUGAUGCGAUCAACAGGUCACUAGGUAGAUAUAGCUCCCUUAAAUUGAAUGUCAGCAAUCCCGAAGGUCCGGGUCAACAACGAG